Molecule: messenger RNA, 9382 nt
Organism: Columba livia (rock pigeon)
Lineage: Eukaryota; Metazoa; Chordata; Aves; Columbiformes; Columbidae
Gene: RAB21
Product: RAB21, member RAS oncogene family
Exons: 7
Coding region: 296-958 (220 amino acids)
Biological process (GO): Rab protein signal transduction
Cellular component (GO): endosome; Golgi apparatus
Molecular function (GO): GTP binding; GTPase activity
Source: RefSeq, a predicted model, not a curated record
ACCGAGCGGCGCGUGACGUAGGAGGAAGAAGACGCCAUUAGGGGGAGCGGGGCCGUCGGUUACGGUGAACGUUCUGGUUCUCGGUGCCUCUUCCUCCUUCUCUGUCCGUAUCGCCGGGGCCGCGGCGGCACCACCUUCCCUUCUUCUCCCCGCCCCACGAGAUACCUCUUUUCGCUCCCCAGCGGGUCCCCGUCCCGGUGGGCGGAGGUGGCGGCGGCGGCGCCCCGCGGCCUCGGUGCGGACCGUUGAUGUGAGGAGGCGGCCCGGCUCGGUUCGGUUCGGCGGCGGGGCGCGGAUGGCGGCGGGGGCCGGCGCAGCGGCCGGGGGCCGCAGCUUCUCCUUCAAGGUGGUGCUGCUCGGGGAGGGCUGCGUGGGGAAAACCUCCCUGGUGCUGCGCUACUGCGAGAACAAGUUCAACGACAAGCACAUCACCACCCUGCAGGCAUCUUUUCUUACAAAGAAGCUAAAUAUUGGUGGGAAAAGAGUAAACCUUGCAAUAUGGGAUACAGCUGGUCAAGAAAGAUUUCAUGCAUUGGGGCCCAUCUACUAUAGGGAUUCUAAUGGCGCUAUUCUAGUAUAUGAUAUAACAGAUGAAGACUCUUUUCAAAAGGUAAAAAACUGGGUUAAGGAAUUAAGAAAAAUGUUGGGAAAUGAAAUCUGUUUAUGUAUAGUAGGUAACAAAAUAGACUUGGAAAAAGAGAGACAUGUUUCAGUGCAAGAAGCAGAAACGUAUGCUGAAUCUGUUGGAGCAAAACAUUAUCAUACUUCAGCUAAACAGAACAAAGGAAUUGAAGAACUGUUUCUUGACCUUUGUAAAAGAAUGAUAGAAACUGCUCAAGUGGAUGAAAGAGCAAGAGGCAAUGGUUCCAGUCAGUCAGGAACAGCAAGGCGAGGUGUACAGAUCAUUGAUGAUGAGCCACAAGUACAGAGCAGUGGAGGGUGCUGUUCUUCUGGAUAAUUAUAAGACUGUGCAUCACUGCCCUCUCAAUAUGAAGACUGCCAUAUUCCAAGUCACGCAUUCUUUACCAAUGGAGUAAUAGAAUUAACAGUAUUUAAAAAUAAUCACAUGUAACACUGCAGAGACCUUAAGUGCUAAACUAGUGGCGUCUGUGACCAGAGAAUUGGCAUUUUCUACAGUGGUUAACAAAGCAAUUACCGAUGGCCUUUUUACAUAUUUUUCUUUAAUGAGGAGUAAUAUGCAUGUAGAAAAGACCUACUUAAAGGCUUCAUUUAUAUUCUUUUAAAUCAGAUCAUUAUUUAAUAACUUAUACACAUUGUUGUUGGAAUGGUAUAUGUUUUUGCAGCUCUUUGUAUUUUGUGGUAGAUUGAAUUGUAUCACUUCUAAAAUGCAAAUUGAUUUUUUUUUUUUAAUUAGCAGAUAUCUGAAGUAAUAUUUUUGCAGGGCCUCUACAAGCCUAUAACUGUCAACUACUUUGAUAUAUUCUGUUCAUCCUGUAUGCCAAGUUGGUAAAAUGUUGUAAAUUACAUAUUAAAUAUUUUAUCUGCUUUUACAAUUGCAGGUGAAGAAAUAUGUACAUCAGUCUUGUCAGUGAUUGUGAAGUGAAUAAGUCAGUGAAAGAUGCAAGCUUUUCAUGUGUACUGUUGAAUUGCUCAUUCUAUUCCCCCUACCUGAAAACAGCUUUUUUUUUUGUAUGUUCAUAGCUACAGCACUUUUUUUUUAAGCCUUUUCUGGCAAACAGCAGUGUUUAGAGUACACCCUUAGUGGGAAGGGAAGGCUUCCUUAGGCUGCUCUUUAACAUUGAGGUGUUUGACUCCCAGCUGAAACAGUUGGCGCAUGCAUAUAUCUUGCCUCUGCAGUUACUUUGGCCUCUCAGGAUAUCCCCAGAAAGUCAAAGCAACUUUAGCUCUCAUCUGUCUGGUAGCCAGUAAACCAGAUGCAUGGGAAACUCUUAAGCUGCAUUAAUACAUUUGUGUCCCAAGGCAGCAUUAUAAACUAUUAAUGAGCAUAAUUUCUUUCCCCUGUAUCACAGGUUUUGAGUGAACAAAUUAAUUGGCAUUAACUAGAACUGCUUCUGAUUUGGAGUGAUUAAGUAGAAGAUAUGAAACUUCCUAGAUGUAAUUGUAACUUUAAGGAUACUAGACAGAACUGAAUUUACUCCUGACUUGCUCUUUCUCUUGUAAAGUGUAUUGAAGCCCACUUAAGUUUGGGGGAGGAGGGUUUUCAGAAACAAAGUGUAUGAACUACUGUCACAAAGGAACACAAAUGGUGGUAGCUGAAACUUCAGAAUGUUUUGUGCUCUGACUUUUUUUUACUUAAGUUGUCAUGCUUGGAAAAUCAGUAAAGGUGAUGUCUAUGACAAAAUAGAAUAUUCCUUGGCCUUCCUUUUUCUGAAGGGUGGAAUUAGUAUCGCAUAUGAAUGCAUUGAGUGGUGUGGGUAUGUUCUGGUGCACAAAAGGAGGAGCAGUAACUAAUUAAUCUGAUGUGUAUGUCAGACAGCACAUUUCUUAUAAUAGAUGGCUUUGAUACAGACUGGUCAUCAUGCACUUUCUCCCUUUCUUUCUGCCUGAACUAUGGUGUAGAUAGUUUCUAUUAAGCUACCAUUGCCAUGCUCUUCUGACAUGGUUGUAUGCAUGAUGGACAAUGGUGAUCUGUUCAUGCUAGUGAAGAUGAAGUUUGACUGCACAGAGCAUUGGUGUGAAACUGAAGUCCAUGAUUAUAUGUGUGAAUAUGUAGAAACACCAUUAACAUUCUUGUAUUUUGUCUAACUCAACAGCGAGCCAUGUUCCAGAGUUGAAAAUCAGGUUAGUUUGAUCUAAAACCAGUACCUUCCAAUCCAUACAGUUAGAUGAAAUUCAAUCUUAUAAAUGAUACAAUAUUGAUCUGAGGAGUGAAAUUGGCAAGACUAUGUUCAAGACUGGAAUCACCUCAUAAUAGGAGGUCCAGGCUUUUUAAUUCAAGUUCCCUUUUUGCAGACAUGGAAAAAAAGCCAACCAAACAAAAAUGCAACCAAAAAACCCCCACAAAACUAAAAAACCCUAAUUUUGACUAGUGAAACUUCCUUAACAACUAGACUUCAUAGGCAGAUGCAUCAUGAGGGCUUACCUACACCAGAGGAUACGUAUUCUCUCCAGAGCAGAGCUUCUGCCACUUUAUUGAAGUGGACAGAUGCAAUUCUGAUCUGGGAAUUAAUUACCCAAGAGAUGUUGUUUGACUACUUUGAAAUAGAGGCAGUGUGUAGAAUAUAUCUUUCUGCCUGCAGCUAAAGAGUUUUCCUUUUAUUCUGUGGUAUGGGUGUUCUGUGUGAUUUCUCUCAAUUACAAAACUAACAAGGCAAUGUUGAAACUAAAUCUUAAGUAUCUUACAAAACUAAAACUACUAGUACUGAAAAUUAAUGUGAGGGUAAGGAAGCUGACAAUUUUGUAGGAUUAAAAAAGGUUCUGGUUGCUGUUAGCAAAAUACUUUUAAAAAUAAGUUGCCAGAAAUUAUUUUUCUUAAGGAAGCUACAGCAUGAAAAUACUCGUUGGAACCUUCCUGUCUAAGCUGCGGUUUGGUUGGACUUUGUUUAAGGAAACUUAAAACCUGGGCUUAGCACAGUAUCAUAUUACCUUACAGAAGAAGUAUAGUUUUAUGAAGUCAGGGAAGUUGUCCUCCAAGACAAAACAUUAUGAAUUGUGUAGACUGGUUAACAUAAGUCUUCAGCUAUUCAUUGUUAGCAGGUAAAAUGUAACAGUUUCAGGAAAAAGCAUCUUUAAGAUAUCUGGAGUGUUCUCUGUAUUAAAUGUAUAGAAAAGCACAGAGUGUGCAUUUCUAGAUUUGAGCAGGUUCUUACUCAAGUAACCUGUGUGGUUUAGUUUUCAAGAGUCUUGCAUUUGCUGGAAUCUGUCUAGAUUGCCUGGUUUGCAUGUCUUAAGGAAAAGUGUUUUCUUGCUAACUUCUGUUGCUGAAAACAAGCUAUUUUUCAUUCUUCUGAGAAGAGUGCAGGAGAACAACUUGGUUUGUCUUUAGAAAAUACCUCUACUGUGGGAUAGAUAAUACCAGGCAGACACCUACUAUAGCAUAAAGUAAACACCAAGCACACUGCCUCAGAGUAGAUCUUGACAAACGUUAAGUCAGACAUUUUUUGUUACAGUAUAUGAUUACAAAUACCUUUCUAAAAAAAAUUACGUAUUUACUCCAAGUCUUGAUGCUGCUGCUAUGAGUACUUCAGCUACCUAUGUAACUUUAUCACUUACUGAAAUAAAAUCCAACAAACCAAAGUCCAAAAACUUUAAUGCAGCAGUGUGUAUCUCUUAUUAGCAGUUUUCAUGUUGCACUUAGGCUAUAGUUCAAAAGUUAUAAAAGACCAGACAGAUUCAGAUGAAGAGACACUAAUGAAUUCGGAUGUGUAGUACUUGGAGAUGUGUGUAACUAGCUGUGAAGGCUGGGGACAAUUACUUGGAUUUGCAGUGAACUCACAUAGGGUACCAAAAUGGAGACAUCCCGUGUCCAGAUGAAGAGCAUUGGCUUGUCUCUUGAGUGUUGCCUUGAUUACACACUCUUUCAAUGUUCACACAUUAUGGGCAGGCAUUCUUGCUUACUACUGCUUGAAAAACUGUCCCUUAGCCCUUUUUAUCCUGCCACUUUUGUUGUUCUAGGUGUUUAACUUGUUUUCUUCAAGCCUACAGCUCUUGAAGAAAACUAGUAAUUCAAUUUCUACUUUAGAUCCAAGCCAGAUGAACAAAGCUUUGCAUAAAGGUAUGAAGUCACAGGAGGUGAUCAGAGCUCAAAUGGAGUUCUCUGAAAGUGUUCGAUGUUGUCGUAAAAAAACAGUUUGAAGAAGGUGAGAGGCAUGGAAGUCCUGCUUGAGGAUAAAGGAAGGUCAGGAAUCUCCAUGACCUGAAAGCAGUUAAGUGUUAUGAAUGAUAGAGUAUGGGAAUAAGAGAGUUGGAGCCAGCCACCUCUGUUAUUUUUCUUUUUGUGGAAGGAUAAGGAAAAGUAGGAAGAAAAAGGCAAGUAGGAAAAAUUGAAGGUGCUGGUAGGGGUCUGCUGAGUGAGAUGCCAUUUCUUGGUGGAGUUGCUAGCAUGGCUUCUCAGCAAUGGUAGUUGCCUAAUUCAAGACUUUUCUAAGAUUACUUCCUAGGUGGUUUUUCAUUCAUUGAAAUACCAUUAUUGCUUCAUUAAAGAGAAUACAACUAACUUUGAAUGGGCUUUCAGAAACAAUACUAACAUACUUAAUUUUACUAGAAUAUGCUAAUUUAUGAGCUGUUUACAGUUAACUGACUUUGUUAAGUCUAAGUUUCCAUCAGAGUAUAGGCUUUAUUUUCCUGUUAAGUCAGGAAAUGUCUUUCAGUGAGGAUAACUUUUACUGCAGUUGUGGUAAGGAUUUGCAGAUAGAAGACAGAGAUCCUUGGCACCAGUUGCUGCACAAGCUCAGCAAAGACAGCCCCAAAACUCACUCUUUGUGCUGGGCACUGUUGCUCAUGCUACUUCAGGGCAUUCUGCUCCACAUCAGGAUUCUUCCUCUGAGACCAACCUGUGCAUCUUGGUGACGUAGCCAUGUACCAAAUCUAGGCUUUUUCUGUCAAAUAAUACUGAAGUAUAAUUUUCCUUCGUGUAUUUUUGGAGCUGUCAUUGGCCACUGUAUUGAGCAGAAUGAGAUGGAAAAGCAGAUUUUCAGAGUUGGGGAGAAUCUGGAAUGUUUCUUGAGUUAACUUGGAAAGUGAGAAUCUAUGACGAAGGUAUUAUUCUGUCCAAGAUAACUGAAAAUAUUUUGGCUUGGCAAAAGUUUAUUAAUCUGAAUAAAAUUAUAAAUUGCUCUACUUGCAAAAUGAAAAUUUCAAGCUGAUCUGUUUUGAUUCUAGAUUUUUUUCUAAGGCUUAAGUUUACCAAACUUGGCCAAAACCUUCAAUUGAUUGGCAUAUUCUGCAGCCCUAAAAUAAUGCCUGUAACUGUAGGGAGGAACUGUGUACUCAUUUGUGUUCUACUGGACAGUUUGAAGCUUUGUUUGUAUUUAUUCGAUAUCAGGAUGUUGACAGACUGCAAAAAUAAUUGUUUUCAUCUAUUCCCGCUGCUUUGCGCACUUAUGCAAGCGGCAUGACCUGAUGCAGCUGCAGAGCGAAUGUGAAGAGAGAGCUUCAGACCCUCUCCUUGCUUGUUGGCUGCACUGAUCCUUCUUCUUUAUGAAUUACUAAAGGAAACUUCCAUGCCAGAGAUCCCCCUGGACAAGAAAGGAAACAGGUGUUCUCUGCUUGCUUCUCUAGUUUAUCUAGACAGUGAUAGGCACUACAGCAAUAAUACCCAGUUCCUCAGUUUGAGAAUAUUGGGUUUUUUUUCUAAAUAGAAGCUUUUCUUCUUGACAAAUCAGUUUUUGCAGUCUAUCUAGUCCAACUGAUCUUUUGCAAGGGGUUCUCAUGCUUCAUUGUAGGUCUCCCGGAAGCAAUGCAGUUUGAAAGUUAUGACAACAGAGGAUGAUGACUAACAGUAUUCCAACAGUCUUCCCCAGCAAUUGGUCAUAUCCUGUCUCCAAACCAGUGAAGGGAGACUAUGGUAAGCUUAGUAAGUCCUUGCUACCUCUGGUACCUGACUUCUGAUUCUUGGAUAUUGGAAGUCACAUAGAAGAAAUCCAGGUUGAGAGGAUUGGAGAGAGCAAGAACUACUUUCUCAUCUGUUGCCAAGUAGUUGAUACUGUGUGACAGACACAAACUGAUGUACUAGAUAUCUUUUGAGAGGUUGAGACUGUUGAAUUGCAGCCCUUUGGCUUCAAGUUUACUAUCACUUGAUUCUGAAAGGUCAACAAAUUUGGGACUCACAGUGGAAGAGAAAAAGUAGUUUCUCUUUUUCAGAACAGGAAACAUAAGAAACUGCCUAAUCAGGCUUUUCUUAGUGGAAAGAGAAGAGGAAAGAACUUGAUACCUAAAUCUUAAAGAGCUGUCAGUGCUAUUUGAUCAUAUAGGCAUUAUAAUGACUGUGUUACUGGAUUUUUCUCAUCAGCUUAUCAGGUUCAAUUGAAUAGAAUACUUUUCUAUGAACCCAGGGAAAAUGUUAGCAGGGCAAAACCCAACACUGCAAAGGACACAAUGUUUUUAAUAUGAGGUAACCUGACAUUGUCAAAUGUUGUAGGAAUAUUCUAUUUGUGAAUAAAAGAAAUUUUGGAGGAAAGAAGUACCUAGCAGAGGCUUUACAAACCUUAACUUUCUCAGUGCAUUGCUGCAGCUGGAGUUCUUAUAUACGUUUUGGAGUAUUUUACAUACCAGUGCAAUUGCAUGAAGAUAUUUCUAUAAAAAUUGAUUUCAAAUGAUCCAUCAAUGAGAGAAACAAGGACUUCUUUAGCAUGGCUGCUAUUUUAUCAAUGCCUAAUACUAAAAGUGCAAAUGCAUGUUGGUGGAAAUGGAUCAAUAGAAAGCAGUAAAAAUGUGUACUGAAAAUGAAUACAAGAAAACAGAGCUGGAAAGUCUUGUUACUGUCAUAUCUGAAAAUUAUUAUCUCUUAUAUUUCAGUAAGUCACAGAAUUUGAAACUUGAUGAAUAAAGUGGUCCUGAAAAUUACUGGAGUUUGGGGGCAGUGGCCUGGCUUGCAAAGAGAUUUGGUGAAAACUGGGACCGCAGGUUUUUAUGUUACAAAUACAGUGACAAAUUUCUGAACCCAUCGGAGUAUGAUAUGAUGAAAGAUGGCUUUAGGAUGCCAAACCAGGCUCAGUGAGGUUGCUCUACAUUAUGCUAGCAUAUACCCCAGAAACCAUAGUGUGAGCAGGGAUCCCUCAAAAUGCAGUUUUGAUUCUCAAAACUGGUCUUUGGCAGCCCAGAACAGUUCAUGAGGAAGAAGCAUUUGCUGUUGAACAACAUUUGCCAGUGUAAUGACAGCCCCAGGCAUGCUGCCUGUGUGCUAAUGCAGCAGCAAAAACAAAUCAAAUGUGGAACCAAGGGUCAGGACUGGGAUUUUUCCGCCAGUUCUGUGUUUGUAUCCUACCAAUAUCCUGCCUCUACAAUGAAUGUUUGUGCACACUUCCUUAGUGAAAAUUGCUGUUCAGCUGUGCUGAUGCUGUGGAUUUGAACUGGAUGGACAUCGUGAGUGAAAGCAGCAAGCAACAGGAAAAGCAGGGCAAGAUCAGGGGAGUUUGCACAAGUUCAUGCUUUGGCUGUUCUUAGCCCUUUCACUUGCACUUUGAAAAAGUGAGUAGCUGUAUCUACUAUCUUUGCGGCAGAAAAGUUUUCUAUUUCGUGAGAUGUCUUUUUUUGUGAAGAAACUAAAAUCUUAAGAGCUUUUUAGGGUAAAAGUGUAGUUCCUUCACAGAUCUGUCAGCAUUUCAUUAAAGAGGCUAUAAUAAGUGGUGAAGAGUAAGUGUGCUGCCUGUAGUUACACCCUGCAAUCAGAGUCCUACAGUGAAUGUUUCAAAUAGCAAGAAGCAGCAGAGUAUCCAAUGCACCUCUGAUUGCCAGUCUACUCUCCCCUUGUUCUGUGACACAGAGUAAUUGCAAAACAAGCCUCAAUGCUAAGAUGUGCCCAUACUGGUUAGAUGAGUUGGUUUGAGGUUUAAAAUUACACUAAAUUGUACUUUGAUUGGUUCAUUCAAGGAAUCUUUAACUGUUGGAUGUGCCAGUCAAAGUAUGUGCCUACUGCAAUGUUUGGCACCAUGGGACACUGAUUCUUUUUCAGAGAUUUAGAGCUUUCAGCUUGGGAAAUGAUCUCUGAAGUGGAUUAUGAUGGCAAGCUAAGAGAAAGAAGGAAGUACUGUGUUAGUAGAACAGACCCAUCUUUAGCGUUGCUUUUUCAACGGCCAGGAUGAAAUACAGAAUUGACUAUCCCCACCCUAAAACAAUUGUUCCGUUAGUUUCCUGCUCUUUCCAGGAAGUGUUGUAAUGCACAUGUACAAGCGAUGGGGUUCCUACUAUUUAUCUUUGCUUUCUGCAUUCCUAGUCCUGGCAAUACUAGUUGGUGCCAACUACCAAGCAACAGAUCAGUUUCUGUUUAGUCAUCACUCUUGGGUAACUUCCAACUUGUCUCUGUGGAGCCUGAUGCAAUCAUGAAUCUCUCCUUGCAUGACAAAUGCAGAGCAUUUCACGUUGGUAUCUGCUCUGCUUCUUUUAUAUUAAAAAAAAUAAUAAUAAUAAUAAAUGUUUCUUGUCCCACUGAGAGAAUGAAACUAUUGUAAACUUGUGAUCAGUUGUACCAACUGUUAUGUUUUCUUAUGACAAGUCUUGUAUGUUUUGGGGUGUUUCAUAUUCUGAAAUUCUAUUAAUCCUUGAUAUGCACAGAUAAAAAACUACCAUGGUCACAAACAAGAACUCACAACUGUGGUUGUGGAUGUACAAAAUGUGACAUAGUGCAAAUAGCUGAAGAAAUCUUAUCAUCCAGUGUACUGCCUUCAUGUCUUGUUACAUCUCCACGCCUCCACACUCUAAAUACAAAUAAAUGCUGGUGAGGAAAGGGAUUUCCUUCCUUUUA